Messenger RNA from Phodopus roborovskii (desert hamster), 980 nucleotides. It is a transcript of the gene Nosip, whose product is annotated as nitric oxide synthase interacting protein. Gene Ontology annotation, molecular function: ubiquitin protein ligase activity. Bases 49 to 948 code for a protein of 299 amino acids. The record is from RefSeq and is a predicted model, not a curated record. Gene Ontology annotation, cellular component: nucleus. Lineage: Eukaryota; Metazoa; Chordata; Mammalia; Rodentia; Cricetidae. The transcript has 9 exons.
UGCCAAGCUGGGCUAAAUGAGAUCCUGCCUGAAAACAAUUUUAGGACGAUGACCCGGCAUGGGAAGAACUGUACAGCGGGAGCUGUCUACACCUACCAUGAGAAGAAAAAGGACACAGCGGCCUCGGGCUAUGGCACCCAGAACAUUCGACUGAGCCGCGAUGCUGUGAAAGACUUUGACUGCUGCUGUCUCUCGCUGCAGCCCUGUCAUGACCCUGUGGUGACCCCAGAUGGCUACCUGUAUGAACGGGAGGCGAUCCUGGAGUACAUCCUGCACCAGAAGAAAGAGAUUGCCCGGCAGAUGAAGGCCUACGAGAAGCAGCGAGGAGCCCGGAGGGAAGAGCAGAAGCAGCUUCAAAGAGCUGCAGCACAGGACCAAGUUCGAGGCUUCCUGGAGAAGGAGUCAGCCAUCGUGAGCCGGCCCCUCAACCCCUUCAUGCCCAAGGCUGCCCCCUUACCCCACACAGAUGGCGAGCAGCCAGGGCCCAGUGCGGGCCCUCCAGGCAAGGACAAGGCGCUGCCCAGCUUCUGGAUUCCUUCACUGACCCCUGAGGCAAAGGCCACCAAGCUGGAAAAACCAUCCCGCACUGUGACCUGCCCCAUGUCUGGGAAGCCACUGCGCAUGUCAGACCUGACGCCAGUACGCUUCACGCAGCUGGACGACUCCGUGGACCGCGUGGGGCUCAUCACACGCAGUGAACGCUAUGUGUGUGCAGUGACCCGGGACAGCCUGAGCAACGCCACGCCGUGUGCAGUGCUGCGUCCCUCCGGGGCCGUGGUCACGCUGGAGUGCGUUGAGAAACUGAUCCGGAAGGACAUGGUAGACCCGGUGAACGGGGAUACAUUGACAGAGCGAGACAUCAUCGUGCUGCAGCGGGGCGGUACCGGUUUUGCAGGCUCAGGGGUGAAGCUACAGGCAGAAAUGUCCCGACCUGUGAUGCAGGCCUGAGCCUUGACGUAAUAAACGUGUCUGUGAAUGGA